Messenger RNA from Anopheles funestus (African malaria mosquito), 2308 nucleotides. Its product is annotated as peroxisomal N(1)-acetyl-spermine/spermidine oxidase-like. Gene Ontology annotation, molecular function: polyamine oxidase activity. The record is from RefSeq and is a predicted model, not a curated record. Bases 147 to 1658 code for a protein of 503 amino acids. The transcript is spliced from 3 exons. NCBI's taxonomy places the organism in Eukaryota, Metazoa, Arthropoda, Insecta, Diptera, Culicidae.
AAAAAAAGCUCCCGAAAAUCGUUUAAAUAUAGCUCAUCGCCGGCAAUAGAGCACCAUUCGCGUGUUUGCUAAAACACGCAACGCGUCUCAAACAGUGUGUCCGGGUAUUGCGUCAAUAGUGCCUAUACAAUCGAUACGCCAUCAGUAUGAAGUGGUCCACCGGUCCAUCGCUGAUAGGAUUAUUCGCGUGUCUUGCCGUCUUGACCGAUGUCUUGACGGUGCAUGGAGCUGAAAAUCCCCGUAUCAUUAUUGUUGGUGCAGGUGCUGCCGGUAUAGCUGCCGCUAGUCGUCUAUACCAAAAGGGCUUCAGGAACAUUACCAUUCUGGAAGCAUCGCAACGCUUUGGUGGUCGUAUCCGGACGACUCCGUUCGGUGGUGGUAUUGUAGAGCUUGGCGCACAAUGGUGCCACGGGGAACAGGGCAACGUAGUGUACCAGCUGGCAUCGGUCUAUCCUGGACUGCUCAAAUCUUCUAUCAUUGCGGAUGAAGAUGCCGUGCUGAUCCGUUCGAGUGGAGUGAGAGUACCGGAAGCAGUUGCGGACCGGCUUCAAACGAUGGCGGAAGGAAUUAUUGAAUCGGAGGGAAGGGAUACGUUCGAGGGAAGCUUGGGUGAAUACUUCACGCAGGAGUAUUGGAAGAAGUUGGCUACACCUGCGUUUAAGGAUAUUAGCCGUGAACUAGCGGAACAGUUCUUGGUGUAUUAUCACAACUACGAGCGUGGCUAUACCGCAUACGAUUCCUGGUUCGAGGUGGCAGCGAGCGAAACCGAUAGCUACGUGGAACCGGCCGGUAACCAGGAUAUUGCGUGGAACGGAAAGAAAGGGUUCUCCGCCAUUCUGGACAUUAUUUCGGGGAAUUAUCCAGGAACAACGAACCAAACGCUUACACCGGUGCCAAUUAGUAAACUUAUCACCUAUGGAAAAUUCGUGUCCAACAUCCAGUGGAAAGGUUCGGCAGAUGGUGAAGUGAUUGUUACGGCACAAGAUGGCACCAGCUACGAAGCUGACCAUGUCAUCGUAACCGUUUCCUUGGGUGUACUGAAGGAGAACUACCGUACGAUGUUUACGCCUGCGUUACCAACCGUCAAUCAGCAAGCCAUCACCGGGUUGUACUUUGGGACGGUUAACAAAAUAUUCGUCCUGUUCGAUGCGCCCAUACCGGAAGAUUUCCCCAACACCGUCCAUUUGCUUUGGUACAAAUCAGAUUUGACCGCGCUACGUCAAUCACCGAAUGCUUGGGCCGAGGCCGUUUCGACCUUCUUCCGCAUCGACAACCAACCGAAUGUACUGAUGGCCUGGAUGAAUGGUGCCGAAGGAAGCCGGGCAGAGAGUCUGGAUGAUACGACCGUUAGGGAUGGCAUUCUGCAUUUGCUUCAAAUAUUUGGAAAAAAUAUUAUAUUUGGCAACAUUCAAGGUCUUUUAAGAUCCAAAUGGUCUUCGGAUCGUCUAUAUCGUGGUUCAUACUCGAGCCGCUCGAUAACAACGGAGAAUCUGAACACGGGUGCACGGCCCCUUGGAACACCUGUUAGAAAUACAGCCAACGAGCCUGUUCUGCUGUUUGCCGGUGAAGCUACCAAUCCGAUACACUACUCCACCGUCCAUGGUGCCAUUGACAGUGGGUUCCGUGAGGCAAAUCGAUUGAUCAACUACUACAGCUGAAAAGGAGAACACUACACUGCAAUUUGCAAAUGAAAAAGCAACACAUUCUUGUAAUCAGAAUCACAUCAUGGUAACCUUUGACUAGCACAUCUGAGGAAACUAUACAUUGCACAUCAAAUCAAUGAGGAUUCUUUCAAUAAAGUAACUUCAUCUGUAGACUGGCAGAAAAAUCUGCAGUGUUUUCGAAACCUGUUCCCCCUCUUUGAUUUUGCGUAAAGUUUUCUUCAAAGUGUCGACAUACCUUUCGGCUUGGCCAUUCGACUGAUGAUGGUAGGAAGAUAGGCGCAAGUGCUAAAUACCAUUUUUCUUGCAAAAAAUUGCAAACAGCGCCGAAGAAAAUUGUGCUCCUUUAGUUGAAACUAUCGCUGACGGAAUUCCAAGACAUGCAAAUAACUCAUCGAAGAAUUCGAUAACAGUGAUGUAGACGGUGAUGAAAUAAUUUUGAUUUCCGGCCACUUGCAGAAUGUGUCGAUUACUACCAAAAAGUGUUGACCAUUGAUAGUAGCAGCAAAAUCAAUAUGAAUUCUUUCCCAAGGACUUUGUGCUAAUGGCCACGACUGUAAAGGAACCUUCAAUUGUGUUUUUGAAUGUGUAGCACAGCAAAAUCAACAAAAUCCUUCAUCGGAAAUCAGCUUCAUCGAUUUUCGGCC